Molecule: messenger RNA, 1134 nt
Organism: Saccharomycopsis crataegensis
Lineage: Eukaryota; Fungi; Ascomycota; Saccharomycetes; Ascoideales; Saccharomycopsidaceae
Product: KilA-N domain-containing protein
Exons: 1
Coding region: 1-1134 (377 amino acids)
Biological process (GO): positive regulation of transcription by RNA polymerase II
Cellular component (GO): nucleus
Molecular function (GO): sequence-specific DNA binding; DNA-binding transcription factor activity
Source: RefSeq, a predicted model, not a curated record
AUGUCCACAAACCAAAAUUACGCUUACGAGGAACAACAAGAUGAUGAUGUACAAGGAUCCUCUCAACAACAGCAACAACAUCAACAUCAACAUUCGGCGCAAGUGACUACUUCCCAAGCUUCUUCUGUGCAACCAAGUAUAUCAUAUUACUACCCUCAACGCAGUGGUGGGAUGUACGACCCACAAACGGCGUACGCUGCCUAUCCUCAGUUGUACCAACAAAUGGGACAAAAUUAUUAUCAAAAGGAUGACAAGAAACCUUCCACCCAAGCGCCGCAAACCACUAACCAAGCAGCUUCGAUGACUCCUACCGCCGCCACUGUUGCUGCUGCCACCCCUAGUGUUGGGGUUGUUGGUGGCACUGGGCAAAAUACCGGGGCUACUUCGGUGGCAGGAUAUCAGUAUCCAAUGAUGAACGCCGCUGCUGCUGCUGCCACCGCCACUGGUUCUCCAUGGAUGCGUCCGGUGGUCACACAAGCACCAACAAAACCACGUAUCACCACCACUUUUUGGGAAGACGAGAAUACCGUGUGUUACCAAGUGGAGGCACGAGGAGUGGCGGUAUCUCGACGUGAAGACUCGAACUUCAUUAAUGGUACCAAGCUUCUUAACGUCACCGGAAUGACGCGUGGUCGUCGUGAUGGGAUUCUAAAGACCGAGAAGACUAGGUACGUUGUGAAGAUUGGGGCCAUGAACUUGAAAGGGGUGUGGAUUCCAUUUGAACGGGCAUUUGAAUUGGCGAGAAACGAGGGGAUUGCUGAUAGUUUAUUCCCGUUGUUUGUUAGGGAUAUCAAAUCGUUCUUCCUUAACGGGGGGUCGCUGGCCAAUGCUUAUUCUCCAGCACAGAAUAUGGCGGCUUAUGGAUAUCCUUCGGGGCCGGUGGCGACCUCCACUCCUCAAGGAGUGGAUGCUACCAGUAGUGCUUCUGCCACUGGGAAUCAUACAGGUGCUGAUGUUGUUAACACUAAUGCUAGCGGUACUGGUGGGAAUGUCACGGGGGAGAAUCCCGCGAUGUAUCAAUACCCAUAUAACCAGUACUACUCUCAGUAUUAUCCGAACCAGCAGUACAUGUACUAUAAUAAUUAUCAGUCCCAACAACCGCAAGGAUCAGUGGAGAAGAAAGAAGAGAAAUAA